CAGUCGGGCAAGCGUUUUGUGCAAGAUUUUGUGGAAGUCCCGAAUUUUAAGAAUAAUUACCAUAUGAUCGCAGUUUCUGUAUUAUAGGAUAGUAUAUAUUAUUCUAAACAAAAUCAAUAGUUGUUGUAUGAUACUUAUAUUACGUCUUAUCUAGGUCAGUGUGGUGAGUGUUUUAUUAAUUUUAUUAUUACGCUUGGUAACGUGCAAAGCGGUCAGAUUUCACACGGAAAGCCGUAUAAUGAAGUUUAGGUGUAGUGUUUUACUAUGACAUGGCCUUACAGUGUGUUGAUGAGCUGAUUUCCGUGCAGUGAAUUGACCGUUGGGCCGUGGUAUGUGACCAGUUUCUUGCAGAAUCAUCGAGUCGAGUGUCACGCCGAGGCGGCUCGCGCUCUCGCGGCAGUUUUGCGUGAGACUAGCCUCUGUACCCUCUUGCCAGAGGUCUCAGUCACUCGCAACUCUGUCAUCUUCUUACGACCUUUGCUGUGCUUAAAUGCCGACAGAAAUGACGAAAGUCUGCAGCGAGCGAUGGAAAAAUCCAACUGUUGUGGCACAUUGGAUUUUUAAUGCCAUCACUAUUUGUGGACUAUCUUGUACAUCUAUUUGGUAAUAUUGUGAAUAACCUUAAAGGUAAAUCUUUUCACUCUUCAGCCGACUGUUAGGUACACUUGUGCAAGCUUAUUUUUGUUAGUUAAGCUGGUUUUAAAAUGGCCUUACAUUUGUCCACUCAGUACAAAUCACCAUACACCGCACUUCAUACCUCAACAAUGUACUGAACAAUAUAAAAUAAAUGCUGCCUUAUCAUAUUCUCCAAAUAAAUGUCUAAUUAGCAUUUUGUGGUCUUUUAUUUUAUUACUGUUUUCAGAUUACACAAUAUUUAUACAAGUACCAACACACUAUUUUAUACAAUACAAUCUAAGUAGUUACCUACUGUGAUUUAUUUGUCUCAAGUAGUAAUAAGUCCAUCUUACAUCUCUCCCUUGUUUCAUUAACAUAGUUCAGAAUUUUGUAUUCUCUUUGAGUACCUAGAUGAGAAUUCAUGUUUACAUUUCAGAUGCAAAUUUUUGAAUUUGAAAUUUGUAGAUAGGUACCUAUAACCAUAUUUUUAAAAUGAACAUUAUUUUUUUAUAUUCAUAUUAAUCCUAACCUUAUUUCGAAAAGUGUGAAUACUAUUCAUCAUGUGUAUAUAUUAUAAAGAACUUGUUAUUAUACAAAAAUGUACACCUAUUUACUUUUACUUCAUAAGCACAUUUUCAGCUUCUAAUUUUUAGGUUACAUAGGUAGCAAAAAUGAGUGAAGCGGAACCACCAACAAAGAAACAAAAGGUUGAUGUUGAUGGUGGUGAAGAAACCACAAUUGAAGAAAAUGUGGCCCAUAAAGACUUCACCUUGGAUGUUGACAUGGAUGAUGGAGCCAAUUUUACAGUCAGCGAAGACAAGUAUAACAACUUUGUUAGACCGGAGGAGCUGGAGAGACUUCGUGAGUUCAAGGUGCUGGACGAAGUGAAAUCCAAUGAUGAGGACAGCAACGAAGAAGAUUCUGAUUCAUCUGAUGGCAAAUCCGACGGAGUACCGGAGGAUGAGAUUGAGAAGAUGCUGGAGGAGGAUCUGCCCGAGGACUUCAAGGGAGCACCCAAGCCCAAGGAGAAGCCCUACAUCACGCGCCAGAAGGUCGUGCUUGAAGAGAAGGGCGUGAACCACUUCGAGGUGCUGCCGCUGGACUGGAUGAUGGUGCGCCACUACAGCGGGAUGCCGGUUUACAUGCACCGCACCUCGCGAGUCUGCACGCUGUCCAAGCCUUACUUCCUCGGCAAGGGCAACACCAGGCGACAUGACAUCCCAAUCAGCGCUAUACCAUGUCUAGCCUACAGAAGAGCUUUAGAAGAAGAAAAGAAGCAGAAAGAGAUAGACCAACAGAUAGAAGAGCAAAUCAGAAGCGGCACGUGGCAACAAAAUGAUAAGAGUAAAAAUAUAGCCAAUAACAAAGGUGAUGUAGGUAGUAAGACUGAUGAUGAAGUACAAAAAUCUAGUGAAAUUACGCUUAAAUGUCCUUUCAAACAUGGUAAGAGAGUAGAUCAGGUGAUUAACAUAGAAGCUAUGAAAGAAAAUGCAAUAAUAUCUUCUACGCAAGAAUCCAGGGAGGAGUCCACUAGUGUUCACCUUCAUACAGUUGAAGAUCAGAGUUCAGUAAGCGAGAAAGAAGUAGACAAGUCGAAUGAAGAGGAUAUUAUAGAAACAUAUAAAAAUCAUCACACUGAACCAGAUAAUAUCGAUAAAACAGUUGACGAUCAACACAAGACAAAAGAAGAUGUUCCUUCUGAAAAUAAUGAUAAAGCUGAAGUAAUAGAAGCUAAUAACGAGACUAACAACGUACUAAGCGAAAUAAAUGAAAAUAAAACCAAUGACGACGCCAAAACGAAUGAUAGCCAGACUAAUGAAGUAGAAACCAAUGAGGGUCAGGAUAAGACGAAUGAAGAAGCGGAAAAAGAGAUACCACUGAACAGACAGCCAGUGGUGCUGCCUGGUGGUAUAGUGAUGCCUCCACCACGAGUGGAGACAGUCAGUACCAGUUGGAAGACACAGCACCUGACGCAUGAACAGGUGAACAACUAUUGCAAGAAGCUGUUCAGGUUCAAGACUGUCAACAUUAUGCACUUCAAACGCUGGGCGGACCGUCGCAAGUACACGAAAGCUCGCAAGACUCUGCAGUACCCCACGCUGCCAGAGGGCACCAAACUGAUCACCAUCCCCGCGCAGCCUACCGCCUCACAGGAGAAUGGAGGGGGUAAAUCCAACAAGCGCGACUGGGUGAUGAACAUGAACGGGCGCAGUUACCUGUCCGUUUUCCACGAGUACGUGCGUCGCGCGCUGCAGAAACAACCCGUAUAUGAGUUCAAACAGCUGGAGAACGCGUCGACCCCGUACCAAGCGACAGUGUACAUCGGCGGCAUGCAGUACGGCGUGGGCCACGGCUCCAGCAAGCGCUCCGCCAAGUCGGCCGCCGCUAGAGCCUCCAUACACAUCCUGAUCCCGGAGAUGAGGGCGGACUUGGAUCACGCGCCGCAGGACAACGCUAACGAGCCCGACUUUAGCUUCUUCGACUACGUGGGCAUCGAGGACCCUCGCAUCACGGAGUUCUGCGCGGCCACGUGCGAGCCGUCCCCCCACGCCAUCCUGCGCACCUGCCUGCUUAGGAACUUCGGCGCCGGGGACAAGCACAUACACACAGAGAUGAAAAAAUUGGAGUAUCAGAAAAUCGAGUUGACAAUGAAAGUAGGCAAGCACACGGCCACCGUCGUCUGCAAGAACAAGAAGACGGCCAAGCAGCGCGCCUCGCAGGCCAUACUGCAGGCCCUCCACCCUCACGUCCGCUCGUGGGGCUCCCUGCUCCGCCUGUACGGGUCUCGCUCUGUAAAAAGCUGCAAGGAGAAGAAACUCGAAGAGCAACAGAUCACGCUCCUACAGGACGCAGCGAGACACAACGAACCCAACUACGCUGUGUUAGAGAAACUUAGGCACGAAAUGAAGAAGCUUCGAGAAAGAGAUGAGGCUGUAGUGCCGAUAGGUACUUUGGUGGUCAAAGAUGAUUUGCCGACGCACUCGGGGUCCAAUCUGAACAACGUUGAUCUAUGACGAGGGUGUCAGUUUAUUACGAGUGUGUUGAAUUAUUGUUCGUUCGUUCGCUUCUGUUUUGAUAUUUCCGAUUCAGGCAAAUACUUCCUAAAUCUUUACAUGCAAACAUUCCUAAACGUUGAGUUUUGAAAAGGUUGCAAAAAAAUCAAAAAAAUCUAGGUGGUUUAAUAGUGAUAAACUACAGGAGACUUUGUAUAAUUAAUAUUCCCGCUAUCGACUUUCGCUCUAAGGACAGUGUUGCUGCUUCCGCACACUCUGCCUAAUAACGAGCCCGCUUUUUUACGCAUAACAGCGAAAAAAUAUUCAUAUUGCCGAGCACCCGUCUCUUUCUCUUAGUGUGGAAUAGAAAGUGACAUGUAUAUUAAGGAAAUGUAUGCCUGAGUCGAUACUAUUGAAAAUAUUUAGAUACCCACCGUUAAAUUAAUCCUUCAUUCAAGUCUGUAAACGCCACAUAUGCGCAUAUCAUAAUUAUGUGUGCAAUAAAAAUGUCAAAUAGUUUUUUGCUUUUUUUAGAUGAAUUGCUUCAAACUGUCUUCCCGAUCAUUCUUCUGUUGUAUGAGCAUACGCAUCCAUAAAGGUCUACACACAAUGGCGAUGCCGCUCAGAUAUCUCGAUGUAGUAGACAUGUAAUCAAACGAUAAAGUCCAGUCAGUACUCCUUCUAUACAGGGUGUUAGUGACAUCGUAACGAAUACUCAGGGGGUUGAUUCAGACCAUGAUUCGUUAAUAUCAAGUGAAAUUUUUCGUCGCAAAAUUGAUGAUUUUCAAUUCUAUACUUCUGUGAUGAAAAAUUCCACUUGACAUCAACUAAGAAUCAUGGCCUGAAUCAUCCCUCAAAGUUUUCGUUACGAUGUCACUAACAACCUGUAUGUGCAGACCUUUAAGGUAGUCAACAUUUAGAUAAAUAAUUCAAAUACUUAGUUUUAAUGGGCAAUUAUUAUUUUACUACCGCGUAGGCGUAGCGUCUGUUUCUGUUAUUUAUCUCUGAAGGCGUAGUUAUAGUUAUAAAAGUCAAUCGCAGCAUUUAUCUAUUGGUAUAUGCCUAAUAUGCUUAUGUAUGACUCCACUUACUGCGUCAUGAGCUAUAUAAUGUACCUACUUUAGGACUCUGUCGCACUAACAUAUUUGACAUUUAGUGAGACUUACAGUUCAAUUUGUCAAAAAAGUUAAUGUGACAUGGUACCAAAGUGUAUACAUAUUAAUGCUCGUGACCGUACUAGCUCGUGUUUGUGACGUCAUUCAUUUAAGCGUACAGGCAUUUGCUAGGUAAGCGUGAUCCAUCCUAGACCACAUCGUAGCUUACCAUCAGGAGAGGUAGAUUUCAUAGAUAUAAUUUGUGUACUGAAUAGUGGUCCGGCUAGGGAGUAUCACACUUAAGGGUGUUAGGACCCUCGCUCAGCAACAAUAGAUGGCGUUAGUGUAGCGGUGAUCGAAAUGAUUAUUUUUGUCAUAGAUAAACAAAACUAAAUGAGCUCUACAUCUUUUUAAAUAAAUAAAUAAUAAAUAAAAAUCGUUUAUUUCGGACAAAGUCCAUAGAAUGUUAGUAUACAAACGACUUAUAAACUAGUGUUAGUAGGACAUUAUUCGGGCGAUCGUAAAUACAAAUUAUAGGGUGUGAAGCUCCAUCCACCUUUCUAGAAAGGGGGAGUCCCACCUAUCACAUAACGUCUUCAGGAUACUGUUGGGGCUGGCUCGAGUCCGCGUGAGAAGCGACGCACAAUAUCCUUUUUGCCACUACUUGAAGGUCUCGAGAACCUACAAACAAUAAAGAAUAUUAUAAAUCCUUCCUAUUUUCUUCAAGUUUACACUGGGUCUGAAGUUACGUCCUCUUUUUGUUACAAAUAAACCUUUACAAAACUUUUUUUUUUAUGUGGUUUCUAAUAAUAAAUAAUAGAAAUAAUUAAGUAGGAAGUUGACAAUAACUUCAGACCCAGAGUAAACCUGAAGAAAAUAGAAAGGAUUUAUAAUAUUUUUUAUUGUUUGUAGGUUCUGGAGACCUUUAAGUAGUGGCAAAAAGGUGUAGAGCUUAUUUAGCUUAGUUUAUCUAUGACAAAAAUAAUAAUUUCGAUCGACGAAUGGCAUGGCUACAUUUGCGCUAUCUAUUGUCGCCGAACUAGGGUCCCAACACCCUUAACCUGUUUUACCUAGUAUAUUAGUUAUUCCAUGCUAUUACUCAGUUAUUGUAAAAAGUUGUAUAUUGUUACAAAAGCGCAAAAGUGAGAUCUUAUCACAGGGAAAACAAGAAAUACUAGUUAAUAAGUUUAAUGGUUAAGUAUAUGAGUUGAUGUUCAGAUGUAAUGUGAAAUAAUUUGUAUAUUUUUUGGGAAACGCGCCGUCUUGUGCGAUCAACUGUGCAAUGUGUUAUGUGACGUCAUAUCUACCUAGUACCUAAUACUAGUCUUUAUGAAUACUAUGAUAAGUAACAACCCUAUAGUUUUCCUUAUUAACAAACAAAUCGGCUUUUGUAAAUGAUUAUUGAUGUCUGUAUUUCGAAGUGUUAAAUAUAUUAUUCGUGAUAAUAAAUAGGUAAAUGUCGUGCCCAAUUAUAUUUGAACAAGUACAAUUACAAGUAUAGCUUUACCAUCAUAUCAGGCGGGUUAGGGGCCGUCAAUUAAUCAUGUGACGUUUUUUUGGCAUUGUUAAUUCCCUCCCCCCCUCGAGCCUCGCAUCAUUAAUGGACGACCCCUUAUAACGGCAAAUGUCAUUGACAUGAAUAUUGUGAAAUUGUGCUUUUUAGAUGAAUUUAAUGCUGCCUUUUUAGACCCGCUGAACUCUUUUUACAGAGACGCGUGGCAAUCUGCGUGAACGCUUUCAUACAUCGUCAUAUGUUUGAUUUCAUCGCGCGACACGCCGCAGAAUGCUUCGCGUCUUUAUAAAUGAGCCUCUUCACUUAACUUUUUCCUAUGGUUUAUGCUUUUUAGGAAUAGUAUUAUGUACUCUGCUAUCUAUGUUUCUUGUAGGUGUUACUUUCGACUGCUAUUCUAUUUUAUUUAGUUAUCAAUAAAAUAUGAAAUUAUCAAUCAUUA
Messenger RNA from Pectinophora gossypiella (pink bollworm), 6654 nucleotides. It is a transcript of the gene pasha, whose product is annotated as microprocessor complex subunit DGCR8. NCBI's taxonomy places the organism in Eukaryota, Metazoa, Arthropoda, Insecta, Lepidoptera, Gelechiidae. The coding region runs from base 1287 to 3629 and encodes 780 amino acids. The transcript is spliced from 10 exons. Gene Ontology annotation, molecular function: double-stranded RNA binding; heme binding; identical protein binding. The record is from RefSeq and is a predicted model, not a curated record. Gene Ontology annotation, biological process: primary miRNA processing. Gene Ontology annotation, cellular component: microprocessor complex.